GGACCCGGAGAUCGGUGGAGAGCGGAGAGCUUGGUCUGCACUGCCUACGCUGUUGGCAGCGAGGCUGUCUCCGGAAGGCGGACCGGCGCUAGCCCAGUACCGGCUCUCGGCUGCCCGCUGCUCUCCUCUACGUCCCUGCCAAUCUCAUUCAGGACUCAGUGACUGGUUUUGUUUUGUUUUGUUUUGUUUUUUUUCUUAAUCACAAGGGCGUGGGUCAGCCUCCCCUAGGACUUCAUGUCUGUAUAUUUCCCCAUUCACUGCUCUGACUAUCUGAGAUCGGCUGAGAUGACCGAGGUGAUGAUGAACGCUCCAUCCAUGGAAGAGAUUGGUCUCAGCCCCCGCAAGGAUGGCCUUUCCUAUCAGAUCUUUCCGGACCCAUCAGACUUUGACCGUUGCUGCAAGCUGAAGGACCGCCUGCCCUCCAUAGUGGUGGAACCCACCGAAGGGGAGGUGGAAAGUGGGGAGCUCCGGUGGCCUCCUGAGGAAUUCCUGGUCCAGGAGGAUGAGCAAGACAACUGUGAAGAGACAACAAAUGAAAAGAAGGACCAGUAGAGUCCAUGCAGGCUCGCCUUGGGUCAUGCCAGCCAGCACACCUGAACUGUUUUUCCCAUGGUGAUAGAAGAAGAGAAUGAGCCACAGUCAUUGUGAAAAUGUCAAACGAGGCUUCCGUUUUGCACCUGAAAAUCACCGAGUCGGUUUUCUUUUCUUCUUCUUUUUUUUCUUUUGGUUUGUUUUGUUUUUAAAUUCGUUGAGCAAUGGAGCCCUCUGACAACUUGCAAGGCUGAGAAAGGAAGUUGCUGAGAACAGGGGUGGAAGGGGGUGGGGGGAAGGGGUGCUGCUUCAAAGAUCCCUAUCUGAACUCUAGUGCCAGAGGCAGUGCGUGCACAUGUGUGUGUGGGGGGGGGGCAGUUCUGGCUGAGGGGGGUGAGCAAAUGAGCAAGAAAGAUUUUGUAUUAGAAGAAGAACAACAACAACAAAACAAAACAAGCUCUAUACUUUUAAAGAGAACUACAGCCAGGAAAUGCUGCUCUUUCCAGCAUUUGUCCUGGCUACUGGGGCAUCUGACAACCAAGUCCUUCUCUCCUGCUCUGUUGCUCACAGCCACCAGCCUUUGCUUUCAUUUCAAGUGUGUUUGGCCACCCACAGAGAAGUAGGGCCAGGUAAACUGCCUAGGAAGCCAGAUGGAGAGAUACACAGGAAAGGAAGACUCCACCGCCCUUCCCCAGAUGCUUCAGGCUGUCAGAGCCCCCAGGGACCUGGAAGGCUUUAAGACAUAGUACUUUUGAGUUUUUCUCCCUACUUACCCCCUUCUGCCUCCCAGUAUAUAAGGGGAACAGCCAGAGCACUUCCUGCCCUUGUGAGGUACUGCAAGGCUGCAGCCUGAAUAGGGAGUGCCUCCUCCCAUGGUGGAUCUCCCAAGAAUUCUUAUGUAAUCUCCAUGGAGCAGGAGGGUAGAAGAGUGGGCUCUCUCAGGCCUGCCCUUCCUUUCUCCUUUGGCCACAGCAGUCAGGUGGACGGUCCCCAGCUAUGCUGUGGCCCAUCAUUGUCCAUCUGACCUGCAGCAGGGACACUCCGAUGGGUUUCCCAGCCUGGCUUCCAUGGGCACUAAAAGCAGAGUGAGCUUCCUGAUUGGGAAGCUGGCUAGCGGGCUUCCAUGCAGGGGCCUGGGUGGUGCCGCAUUGAUUUCCAUGUGGGAAUCAGCCCUCCAGUGGAGCAGCUGUGGGAUCCAGUUUGAGACAGUAGCUGUUGUGAGAUCAUGGCUUCUCUUCGUGUUGCUCCUGAGCACAGGUUGGGAGAAGAUACAGGGUGUGCUGGAGUAUCCUUGUAGAAUAGCAGCCUUUAUUCCUUCCCCACCUUACCUGUCUCUGGAAAGAGCAGCAGUUGCAUGGGGAAAUUAACAUCUGGACUUAGCCUCUGAUCAUAGCCCAGAACCUUCUGGAAUAGUGGGUUAGAGGACAGAAUUUUUAGAGCAGGGCUGUUUGGUCAAGAGGUGGACUUAAAGCCUUCCUUAGGCUUCACUUAGCCAACCAAGGCACUCACAAAUGUCCCCUCACGUCUCUGUCAGUCCAGGUUGAUCCCCCGUCUUUGGACUCGUGUGUCUGGUUCUAUUUAAUACCUCAAAGUCAGUGUGGCUCUGGGCCACGUUGGGGCAAGAGCGUGGGGGGUGUGCUGUUGACACGGCAUUCAGCAAGGUUUGGUUCUGGGAUGCCGAUGGUCACCCCCUCCCCUGUCUCUUCCCUCUGUCGUCUGCCUGUGAUACACACCGAUGGCAAUAACUUUUUUCCGGCUCCUUGCAGAAGUGGGAGAGGGCUGCGGCCAACCCCGCAACCUGAGAGCUUCUCGCUCUCUUGCUUCCACUCUGCUCUGUUUUGGCUACAGAGAUCUGUUCAUCCCACUCCCGUUCCCCCGCAGCAUUUCUCAUCCCUCGCCUCCCUUUAUGGACAGGUGUCUGGCCUUUUAAAUUCCCGUGUUGUGGUGUCUUCUCAUCCCUACCCCAGUUAUCUGUCUUGGUCUUGCCGUGUGAUGGGAUGUGCUUGUAAAUCCAGUAUCAAAUUAGCUUUGUGUAUAUGUGUGUCUCUGGGGUGGCUUCUUCCUUUUGCUGGUCACUAGACCCUGUUGUACAACCGUGUGCUGUCUGAGCAGGUCAGGGGCUGACCGCUACAGGCCCCUCAGCAGUUGAGCCUGUUGGGGGGACCCAGCUGCUCUUGGACAAGUGGCUGAGCUCCUGUCUGGCCUCCUCUUUUCCUCCUCCUCCUCCUCCCUCCUCCUCCUCUUCUUCCUUCUCUUCUUCCUUGUCUUCCUCCUCCUCUUUCUUUGAGUAAUUUGUGUGUAUUUCUAACUGAUCGUAUUGAAAAGAAAAUCCUAGUAUUUCAGUGACAUGCCUGUUGCGAGAUGAACCUCCUGUGACUUCUGUCUGUUCUGUAUUGAGGCUCAGGGAGAAACUAGCAUUUUUUUUUCCAAACUACUUUUUGUCACUGUGACAGUUGUAAAUAAAGUUUGAAAAUGCUUUC
Molecule: messenger RNA, 3011 nt
Organism: Mus caroli (Ryukyu mouse)
Lineage: Eukaryota; Metazoa; Chordata; Mammalia; Rodentia; Muridae
Gene: Lbh
Product: LBH regulator of Wnt signaling pathway
Biological process (GO): positive regulation of DNA-templated transcription
Cellular component (GO): nucleus
Source: RefSeq, a predicted model, not a curated record